Molecule: messenger RNA, 1530 nt
Organism: Musa acuminata subsp. malaccensis (wild Malaysian banana)
Lineage: Eukaryota; Viridiplantae; Streptophyta; Magnoliopsida; Zingiberales; Musaceae
Product: heparanase-like protein 1
Cellular component (GO): plant-type cell wall; membrane
Molecular function (GO): beta-glucuronidase activity
Source: RefSeq, a predicted model, not a curated record
CUCUUUUCUGGUUUAUCUCCCACCCUUGGCGCGACAGUAGUCUCUAUCAAGGCAGUGACCACCAUUGCGAAAACGGAUGAUAACUUCGUGUGUGCAACCAUGGAUUGGUGGCCACCUGACAAGUGCAACUACGGCAUGUGUCCCUGGGGGAACGCAUCCAUUCUCAACCUGGAUUUGAACAAUCCCAUUCUUGUCAAUGCUCUUAAAGCUUUUGGGUCUUUGAGGAUUAGAAUUGGAGGGUCACUGCAGGACCAAGUGUUGUACGAAGUGGGUGACGGUGCCCAUGCAUGCCCAGACUUCAAGAUUGACAAGAAUGGGUUGUUUGGCUUCACCGAAGGCUGUCUUCCCAUGCAAAGAUGGGAUGAACUCAACAAGCUUUUCAAUAGUACAGGCUCCAUAAUUUCUUUUGGACUGAAUGCAUUAGCUGGGAGGUCGAAGUCAAACUCCAGUGGAAAUUUAUAUGAAGGUCAAUGGGACCCUACAAAUGCUCGUGACUUCAUCAAGUAUACCUUGUCGAAGAACUACACCAUUGAAUCCUGGGAGCUAGGAAAUGAGCUCUCUGGAUCUGGAGUUGCCGCAAGUGUUGAAGCUGUGCAGUAUGGCAAGGACAUGAUCGUCCUGAAGAAUGUCAUCAAUGAUCUGUAUGGACAAUCCAAACAACACCCAAAACUUUUGGCACCAGGAGGAUUCUUCGACAAGAAAUGGUUCGCUGACAUGCUUCAGACAUCAGGACCCGGUGUCAUUGAUGCAGCAACACACCAUAUCUACAACCUCGGCCCAGGUAAUGAUAAGGAUCUUAUCCGCAAGAUCCAGGAUCCAUAUUACCUGGAUCAAGUAGCUCAGACCUUCAAUGAUGCCUUGAUCACUGUCGGGGAGUUCGGCCCGUGGAGUUCUCCUUGGAUCGGCGAGUCCGGAGGUGCCUACAACAGCGGUGGCAAAAGUGUCUCCAAUGCGUUUGUGGAUGGAUUCUGGUAUUUAGAUCAGCUGGGCAUGGCAUCCACAUACAACCACAAGGUCUACUGUCGGCAAAGUUUGAUCGGAGGAAACUACUGUCUCCUGGACACCACAACCUUCGUCCCCAACCCAGAUUUCUACGGUGCUUUGCUUUGGCACCAACUGAUGGGUCCGGGAGUUCUUCACACAACAAACGACGGCUCGCCUUACCUUCGUGCAUACGCUCACUGCUCCAAGAAGAAGUCGGGUGUUACGCUUUUGCUGAUAAACCUGUCUAACUCCACCGCCUUCGACGUCGUGGUCACCAGCGACUUGAACUUGUAUCAACCUCGCUCGGGCAAUGAACAAGGACAACAUGGGGAGAGGGAGGAAUACCAUCUCACAGCUCAAGGUGGAGACCUCAGGAGCAGUGAAAUGCUUUUGAACGGGAAGCUGCUGAAGCUUACACCGAGCUUUGAGAUACCGCAUAUGGAGCCUUCCAUCGUCAGUGCUGGUGCUCCUCUUACGAUUGCUCCACUCUCGAUUGCUUUUGUCAGAUUCAAGGACUUCCAAGCUCCUGCUUGUGCAGGCAACUGA